Messenger RNA from Darwinula stevensoni, 558 nucleotides. The record is from the annotation of a GenBank genome assembly. Lineage: Eukaryota; Metazoa; Arthropoda; Ostracoda; Podocopida; Darwinulidae.
CCCCCAUCGAUCAACAUGGCCGCCCCCAUAGAGUCGUCCCUGCUGCGUCUCCCAGCAUCCUCGUGAAGGAGUCAGCCGCUUCUUCGCGGUGAGGCCGAGAUGUCGGACGACACCCUCGCCUCGGCGGGGCUGUACACGGACGAGCUGAACAAGAUCAGGGUCCUGGAGCCAACGGCCGCUCAGCAGACCACAGAACUCAAAGAAGAAUGCAAGGAAUUCAUGGACAACAUCGUGGAGUUCCGGACCAUCGCAGACAAGCUGAUCUCCACGGUCGACGGCCUGCAGGCACAAGUCGAGCAGCAGAAGAUGAAGGCCAUCGGUGCCCGCAACCUCCUCCAGUCCGUCACCAAGCAGAGGGAAGCCCAGCAGCAGCAGCUCCAAGCUCUAAUAACAGAAAAGAAGCUGGAACUGGAGCGGCUGCGUCUACAGUACGACUCCCUCCUGCAGACGGAAGCCGAGCAGAAUGAAUUCAUUGAGCAGCUUCUCAUGCAGAAAUAGGAAAAGAUGUUCAGCCGUUGCACUUUCCGUCCGCUUUCUAGUCACGUGAUCUCAUGCCCU